Messenger RNA from Prorocentrum cordatum, 1897 nucleotides. The record is from the annotation of a GenBank genome assembly. Lineage: Eukaryota; Dinophyceae; Prorocentrales; Prorocentraceae.
GGAAGCGGAGAAAGACGAGAUGGAGAGUCUUUUCCAGGUUGCCAAUCUUAGCCGAGCAGUCCGCAUCCUGGCCUUCGACCGGUUCCACCGGGAGGUCCUGACCGUUGUGAAGGCCCUCCGCGACUGCGCGCCCUUGCUGGUCGUGCCCACCAUCAUGUCGCUCCACGUGUGGGUGACCAGCGCCAACUUCUUCAUGUGGUUCGAGAAGGCGUUCAACGGCCCAGCGAAACAGGAGAUGAACUCGAUCCCGGCGGCCAUGUAUUGGACCUCGUCGUUCCUGAUCGGCGAGUGGUCCCUGGUGGAUUUCUCCAGGCCGAGCGCGGUGCUCUGCAUCCUCUGCUGCCUGGUGGGCAUGAUGCUGUUCGCCCUCCCGCUGGGUAUCAUAUUGGAGGCCGUGCAGAGCGCGCUGAUGCUGGAGCUGGUCGAGCAGAGGGUGGAGGAUCAGCUCAAGGGCGCCGACGACCACGAGGCCGAUCAGAAGCUGAACCCCGAAGAGGAGGACGACAAUGACAGCGACGAGGACGGUGGUCGAGCGCCUCCCGGCAGCCCGGCAGGGCUGGCGCGGUGGACUUGCGUCGAGACUAGCGCGACGUCAUUCCUGGGCGAUCCUGCGAAGGAGGGAGAUCCGCCGCCCCAGGCGAUCAGGCAUCGCGCAACCCUUGAACUGCACUCGCAGAAGGCAAUGGCCGAGGCGGCGCGUCGCGGCCAUCUGAACGCCUUGGCGGGUAGACUGGCCGAACGAGAGCUCAUUCUCGCCCUGCCGGCGCCAGAGGGCGGAGGGCCGAAUAUCGAGCAAAUCAUGGCCCGUGCGACCCAGAUCUUGACGACGCGGGCGCACUUCGAACAGGACGCCGUGACUGUAGGUUGCCAGCCUAAGGAAGUGGAGAAGGCCUACCGGGGGCGCUUCCUGGUCGAGCUCAAUGGGCUCAAAUGCCAGUCAGGCAGCGCGUUCGCGGAAUGGUGGCGCGGCGCGUCUGGCAGGCCCCGGCGCCUCUGGCGCCGGCCGCUCCGCGGCCCCGAGAGUAUCGGCAGCUCCCCUGCGGAGGGUCCGACAGUGAAGCCGUGGGGGCACGGCCGACAGCCGUUUCCGCCUUCCUUGGGCUUCACUGGAGUGGAGCGCGAAGAACCGAAGGUAGCGGCGCCGUGGCCAGCCAUGGACAGUCUCCCCACAGGAGGGGUUCGACCUGGCCCGGGGUGGGUCCGGCGGUCGCAGGAAAGCUUGUUCGAGUAUCGGAAUGCCGACGAGGCCAUGCGUAAGGCCGAGGAAGACCCCGCCAAAGGCGGGACCGGCGUGGUGAAAAGCGAAAGCGUAAGCAGGAGUUGCUGCGACAGCAUCCCCGUGAUGAGCAAAUAUUCUGCUGCUAUGAGGCAUCGUCGCAAGGUGAUUGGCGGCGAUGGAAAGGGCUCCUGGGGCGUUCUUGGCAUGGCUGAUUUUGAGCCUAGCUAUUUUGCGUACUCUGAGUGCUCCGUCUACGCUGCGACGGCCGUGUGCGAGCCCUUGGGGUGCAUCCCAUCGGACUUGAUCCCGCUCGCCGUGAAGAGUAAGGAGAUGCCCGAGAUGUUUGGCAACGGCACCCUGCCGAAGAAGUCGGUGCAAGUACUGGGUGUCAGGUUGGUCGAGAAUGACAAGCCAGCGGCGGGGGUCUUCGACGUAGACGACCCGGGGGUGGCGACCGUCUCCCCGCGUAUCUAUGAUAAUGCCACGUCCUGGGGCGUGCGUGAUGGCUCCUUGGCGACUGAGUUCCGUCCACGAUGGGAUGAGAUUCGCCCGAUUUUGCGGAUUGCCGUGUCGGAGGCACCCGUUCCGACGGUGUCGUGGACGGUGGUGUUCGACCAGCGUUUUGGUGGAGUUUGGAUCAUUGGAUUGCAGGACUCUGGUAGCAUCGAGUAUAUUUAA